UUUUGAACGCUUACAAACAACAACACUAGGAAUGUGUGCAUCACAUUUGAUUGCGUUUGCAUGAUUUCAAACAUUCAGUAAAUAUAACACGACACAACACAAAUGUAUUUCCUUAUAAUUUAGCAAAUACACAUUUUAUCACACAGAUAAAGCUAUAGUUGGCACAUAACACAUUUGUACAUUGACUUGUGUUUGCGGACUUUUAUUUUGGAGUGACCGGAUAUGGUUUCCGUUAUAUUCAGGCUAGCUUGACUCGUGCACGACGGCUUCAGCUCAGCUUCAGCUAAAGAGCAAACCGACAUCAGCUGAGUUUGCAUUAAGUACCAUCCUUGUAGCUAAAAUACAGGAAUUUAUCAUAACGUAAAAUUCAAGAUUAGCAAUUUACAAAGUUACUACUCGCUGUUGAACCAAUGAAAUAGCUGUCAGCUGCCGUAACCACAGUUACAAGACAAGGAGAAAUAACACAUCAAACCCGGCUAACAAAGAGGUCCUCUUUUCAACGACAACAUUUUUCCUCCAUAUUCUAUAGUUAUGAGUCAUGUGGCCGUCGAAAAUGUCCACGGUCUAGAACAGCAGCUCGCUGUCCUAGACUUGAGUGCGGCAGAUGGACACGGUGGAGGCGCUAACCCAGGAAAUGCCUUCGCUGCCGCUCGACAGGGCGGCUACACCAUAGCGCCCGCAGCCAACUAUGGUUGGGAUGGGGGGCGCAACAACUUUGUUAACGGCUACCAUGACAACCGCAUGGCUGGCGGCAACACGUUUAACCGUGGCCCGCCUCGCAUGGAGCGGGGCAGAGGUGGAGUCGGAGGGGGUUACCGAGGCAACAGGGGUGGUGUCUUCAACCCCAUCAACCCAGCACAGCCGAUGGUUUUUGGCGGCUACGAAAAUAAAGAUGCCGGCGGCUGGAACACUGCGAAAGACGCCUAUGGCAAUUUUGGCAACAACCGUGGCAAGUCUGCAUUCUUCAAUGACAGAGGCAAUGCUAACAGAGGAAGGUUUGAGCAUGGUGGAUUCGGUGGUGGUGGUGGUGGCGGUGGAAACAGCCGCUGGGUGGAAGAGUCCAGAGAGGAGGGAGACUGGGCCAAACCAACACCACGCAACGAGCGCCUUGAAAGUGAAUUGUUUGCCGGCAGUAACACUGGGAUUAACUUUGAGAAAUACGAUGACAUUCCCGUUGAGGCCACAGGACAGAACUGCCCUCAACACAUCAACAGUUUCCAAGAUGUGGACAUGGGUGAGAUUGUCAUGGGUAACAUUACUCUGAGUCGCUACACCAGACCGACCCCUGUCCAGAAAUAUGCCAUUCCCAUUGUCAAGGCCAAGAGAGACCUCAUGGCAUGUGCACAGACGGGUUCUGGGAAGACUGCAGCGUUCCUGCUGCCGAUUCUCAGCCAGAUUUACAAUGACGGACCAUUAGAAGUUCUCAACGCAACUAAAGCAUCUGGACAGGACAAUGGAAAGUAUGGGCGUCGUAAGCACUUCCCCAUCUCACUGGUAUUGGCUCCAACCAGAGAACUGGCACUGCAGAUAUAUGAUGAGGCCAGGAAGUUUUCCUACCGCUCCAGAGUGCGUCCCUGUGUGGUGUAUGGAGGAGCCGACAUUGGCCAGCAGAUAAGAGAUCUGGAGAGAGGUUGCCACCUGCUGGUUGCCACACCUGGGCGACUGGUGGACAUGAUGGAGAGAGGAAAGAUUGGACUGGACUACUGCACAUACCUGGUCCUGGAUGAGGCGGAUCGUAUGUUGGACAUGGGAUUCGAACCACAGAUAAGACGCAUCGUUGAACAGGACACCAUGCCACACAAAGGCAUCCGACAAACCAUGAUGUUCAGCGCAACCUUUCCUAAAGAGAUCCAGGUCCUAGCUAGGGAUUUCCUGGACGAGUACAUCUUCCUGGCGGUGGGCAGAGUGGGUUCCACCUCCGAGAACAUCACCCAGAAGGUUGUGUGGGUGGAGGAGAGCGAUAAGAGGUCCUUCCUGUUGGACCUGCUCAGUGCUACAGGUAAGGACUCGUUGACUCUGGUCUUCGUGGAGACCAAGAAAGGCGCCGACGCCUUGGAGGACUUCCUGUAUCGGGAGGGCUACGCCUGCACCAGUAUCCACGGCGACCGCUCCCAGAGAGACCGAGAGGAGGCCCUGAGCCAGUUCAGAACAGGAAAAUGCCCCAUCCUGGUGGCCACAGCGGUAGCGGCUCGCGGUCUGGACAUCUCCAAUGUGAAACAUGUGAUUAACUUCGACCUGCCCAGUGACAUCGAGGAGUAUGUCCACCGUAUCGGACGUACAGGACGAGUCGGAAACCUGGGACUGGCCACGUCGUUCUUCAACGAUAAAAAUGGGAACAUCACUAAAGACCUGCUGGACAUCCUGAUAGAGGCUAAACAGGAAGUUCCCUCAUGGCUCGAGACCCUGGCCUAUGAACACCAGCAUAAGAGCAGCACCAGAGGACGCUCCAAGAGGUUCUCUGGUGGUUUUGGAUCACGUGAUUAUCGUCAGACGGCCGCCGGAGGCACCGCUGGAGGGUUCGGAGGACGUGGAGGUCGCAACCAGGCAGCACACGGAGGAACCCGCGGGUUCGGAGGAGGUGGUUUCGGUAACUUCUACACCACCGACGCCUACGGAGGAAACUACGCACACUCUCAAGUUGACUGGUGGGGCAACUAGGUUCCUUCUUCCUCCCGUGACUCAUCCUUCUCUCUUCUCACUCAUCCUCCUUCCUUUCUCCACACUGUUGUCUGCACCCCAUCCGCCUUCUCCCCUUCAUUAACCCCCAAGAACCCACGUGCAUGUUAUUAAAUUAUUUAUACUCAUUUAUAUAGCCCUCUUUCCAUCCCUAAGCACUUGGAUCUUUUAAUUCUAUUCCUUUUCUCGUUCUCUCCAUUUCCACCUUCGUCUUUAUGUCCCCUAUCUUUUCUUCUUUUUGAUUUCUUAAUUUCUGGUAAAUGUCACCUCUUACAAUAGGCCGCAUUAUAAAGGGAUACUUCAAUUUUAGUUGGUUACUUUUCAACACCCGCUAGCAUCAUCCUUUCCUGUCUGAGGACAUUUUGAACUGUUUCCCCGCCGUGGCAAGUGCUUACCGAAAAAAUAACAAAUUGACUUUAACCCCCUAAGAUUAGACGUUUAAUAUUUACAGUGAGUUGGUCGGACAAAACCGAUGCAGAAGAGCAUGAGGAGAUCCUUUUCUUUCACUUUAGAUUUGAGUUUUGGCUUCAUUGUGUUUUUGUCUGCAAUUCACCCAAAGCCAGCCAGGCUUCCUGUGUACCUUCACAUGUCAUCUUUGUAUGUAACGCAUGGCCAUGUUGUAAAUCGCCGGCCAAAACCUUUUUCUAAAAUAUAGCGCAGAGAUGUCAAAUCUGAGCAAAAUAGAUCUGCAUUUAAAUUCCAAAAAACGGGAACCGGCUGAAGUUUCCUCAAUUCGCAUGAUAGAUACUUAAAAGCAGCCGCAGAAACAGAAAAUGUUUUUAAUUUUUUUUUCUUCUUUUCACCUUUUUAAAACGACAAUGAAGUCUUGAUUUCCCGAGAUCUGAGAAGGAUGUCUAGCAGAGACAGAAGGGACAGACAGACGCCCAGCCAGUGGGACGCCGGCACACGUUGUCGCCCAUUAGCAUCGAUGCUAGCAAACAGCAGUUUCUUUUGUUUGAAACAAAACAUAAUGGAGGAUCAUUUGUUUCUGUACUGUGCCUUUAAGAAUUUGAACUUUGUCUCUUAUUUCCGUUGUUUUAAUUGCCAUAAUAGGUACGUGGCUACAAGUAUUGGCCUACUGUGACAAACCAAAUGUAUUUAAUGUCAUGUAUGGGUUUAAACAUGUUUUUCUUUAUUUAUAUUUGGAAGGAAACAAACUAGGCUUGAACUAAAUCAAACCUUGGCAACAAAAAAAAUACUAAACACAAACCGCGAUGAGGAAAGUCCAAACAAUUCCUUGUCUGUCUAUUGGAGUUCAAAUUUGUCAGGUCUCUGAUGAGCUGAUUCCCAAAAGCAAUUUACCACUGUAGCCAUAUUUAUAGAUUCUUUUGAUAAACCCUCAUCCAGAGUGACUGCGAUGGGUUAAACAACAGAAGACUUCUUUGCUGUUACGAUGCAGUGAGCAGAGAAAACAACAGUGGUUUCAUGCUUUUGGGAAACCGAGUCCUACUUAUUGACCUAUAUGUCACAUCUGCAGCUCUGGUUUGAGCUUCUCAAAGGCAUCUUGUCACCAAUAGUCGGGUCAUGUUAGAUUUUGGCCAGCAGUCUUUAACUUUUUACAUGCCAGAUACACAGGCGGCAGAAGUCUUCUGUCGCGGUUAUCGACGCUGUGAAAUGGGAAAGAGCAUUCUGACCACAUCCAGCAGUAAUGUGAGCAAUGCUGCAAUCUUUUUUGGGGCUGUAGACAUUAAAACCGCCACAUUGCUGCAGCGGAAAGCAAGUUAUUAAAUGUAACCUGCGGCUGCGCAGCUGGCUCUUGGUGCAACCGUGCUUUUGGGAAACGGGCUUCGCUUCCACCACAAACAUUGAUACCCUUGUUUGCCAAAAGCUUCUCUCAAGGGGAUACACAACAACAAAAAAGGCUUAAAGAGUUCAAAAAUUUCUCGCUCACUCUAUCCUGGAGAGUUACAUGAAGAGUCUUCUCUAAAAUAAGUCAUUCCAGUUUAUUUGUUAGGUCCUUAAGAUCUGUUGAGGUCAGGGAUGAAAAAUAAAAGAAAUACUAAAAGGGUAAUCUAGCCUAACCCGUCUCACAGCAGAGGCCGCUGGGGCGUACCAACGCCACACCCACGGAGCACCUUCUAGCCACGUCCCGUCUCAUGGGAUCACAAAUCCAGCCGUGACUUGGAUCAUGUGUUGGAGGUUUGAGAUCUUCCCCGAACUCCGCCUGCACCUCUUGAGUAGUUUGCGCCGUCUUUUCUGUUGUCCAAGUUAAACACCUCUCUCUCUCUCUCUCUCACACAACAAAUAGAGCGUCUGCUUAAAAUGACGACUGCUCUCUCUAUUCCCUCGGCAGACGCAAGUCUCAGUGAGUUAAAGGCGUCUCGCGGAGCGCAGGCCGGAUGCAACGUGCUCGUGGAAAAGUGUCCCAGUAGAACUGAAAGGCAUGUCGUGAACGCCCGGCCCUGCUGUAGACGUCCAUCCCCGAUUGAACUUUUAAAAGCAAGGCCACCGUAUAUUUGACCGACUCAGUGGUCGAGGUUCAUUGCCCCCCCCCCCUCCCCCUGCUGUGUUAAUUAGCAGCAGGACGAGCAAAGAAAGUGCUCCGUUGCUACCUGGUGGGGAAAAAUUGUAAAUUUCCGUCAGGGUCUUAAUUUGUUUUGUUUACAUGAAUAACUUUUGGUGAAGUGAAAAUGUAGAUUCAAUGUAAAUAGUUUAAAAAACUCUUCUUAAAAACGCACCGAAAAAAAAGAGAAGAAUCUCCAGUGAGAAAGAAUGUGAAUUACAAGUGAGACGACACUUGUUGUGUAGAAAAUCACGUUCGACCACUCGACGUUGGGCCAGGCGGUGUCUGGUCACCGGAGCUCAGUGGGCGAUUUGAACACGGUCGGCAGAAUUAUUCUUUAGCGAUAUUAUUUCCGGAAAUGUUUACACAAAUCUAAACCAAUCACGGCGAUUGAUUGACCAACUGUUGCUCCCGAGGCAGAUCCCCCUCAAAUUGCCCACUGGCUCUGACAAAUGACAAGGCUGGACCAAGACAAUAAAACAUAUAUGCAAGUGUUGUUGUUUUUUGGUCAAGGAGUUAAAAAUGCCAAGCAAAUAGAUCCAAUUCUACAGCAGGCUUUAGUUAUGUUACAACUCUGAUUUUACCCGUCAUCUAUGAUUACUUUUUUUUUUCUCGACUACUUCUUAAUCGGAGGUGGCGUUCAGGUCAAUCGAGUUCCCUCGAGUCCAGUUGGGAGGGAGGUUCGAGAAUACGAGUCGGCUUUCACAUAACGUUUCGAAGCGGUUCGAGCCGAGCGAUGCCGGAGGGCCGAGGAUUCAAGCAGGCGGCGCUUCACUGCAUCUCACCAAACCCCGGUCGCCCGAAAGGGAGGGGCCACUUUAACGGACGGUUGUCGUCGGAUGUAAUGUUAGAAAUGUAAAUGAGCUCCACCGUGUCCAACUGCGGCCCCAAAACAAACCCCAAACAGCCACGUCGUGACUCCGUUUGCGCCGUCUCUCCGCGGCUCGGCUGUCACGCUUAUCGUCGACGUCGUUCGACCUGCAGUCGAAUUCGAGGCUGAACUUCCGCGAGCAGCCGUGAAUACGGCGGCUCGACCGCUGACCAGAGCGGCGUUCGAGGUGGUUUCAGCACCUGUUGACCCAUCGGAGAACUUUUCUGCGGUCGCGGCGCGAGCGAGAUGGGUAGACGUCAGCAACGGGGACGAUAAGUUGAAGAUAACAUUGCAUAUGACAAUCAAAUAUGAAGGGUUUGCUUAGUUUCAAAGUCACUCAACGCAUCGACGUAACUCUUAAAGUUACACUUCUUUUAACGGUCUUGCGGACACGUCGUCUUAAUCCGCUGUCUCGUUGGCAGCCGUUUCUUAACUGUCCACAUUUUAAACCUGCAGCAUGCCGCCGCCGCCAUUUGAAGAGGCGGAUCUGCGCAGGCGGAGGAAUGCCACGCUCCCGACCUUCCGGUUGAAUAUGCGCUCUGAUUUUGAGUCCACCUUUAGAUAUCGACGGAAGAACACGGUUUUAAUGCCGGACUGAACUGUCAGCUGACUGUCGCGUUCCCUGUGUGAGAGGAGAUGCCGUCGGCAGUCGUUACUUGAAUCCAUGGCUGUUGCCAACCAGAAACGUCGUCUGCAGCUGGUGCAGUCGCUUGUGUUUUAGGAAUAAUGCUAAGUAUGCUGUUAUUGCUGCCUAAAUUCAGAGGCACACAUUUUGUUCUUCUUUUUUCUUCUUCUAAGAAGGCCAUACAGUGAGAAUCAAAGCCGCUUGAAUGAAUCUGGUUGUUUGUCGACAUUGCGGUGCCUUCCAGCGGCCACUAGGGGUUCUCGCGUGCAGCGAUCGAGGAACGGCUGAUGUGAUGCGAGGCGUGAGCUGCUGCUGAUAGUGCACAUGGGAAUUUGUGAGUUGUACAGAACGUAGACGCGGAAGGUGACAAUUCAGUUUACCUCACUUUUCGUCUUUUGUAGAGCAAGUAUGUCAAAUGGUGUUCAGAGGCCGCCGCGUAUCUAGGUCUUUUUCUAAGGCGGGCGGAUCACGUCGGUCGGAUGUGAUUACCAUUGAACCGUUUUGAGCAACACGUAACGACCACUGUGCCCCAUCCCCCCCCCCCCCAUCCCACCACUGCAGCGCGUGCAAUAGAUCAAUUACUUUGCCGUCACCGAGAUUCUCCGUUUGAGUUUUGUUUGGGCCGUGCGGAUCAGAGCGGAAGCCGGCGCGAGAAAAACCAGCCCGACAGUCCGACAUGUGCACGGUGCCUUGAAGUCACCGGGCCCCGGAUCAUCUGGACACUGAAGCGUGUUGCUUAGGGCUGGGUAUUUUUACAAGACAUUCACCUUCUUCGUAUGUGACGGGAAGCGGGCGGUUCAGGCGGAGGUCGUCUUGCCGUUGGCAUGAAGCUGUGCCGUGUCCGGCCCGUUUCGUCUCCGGCCGUUGGUCUUGUUUAAGUUCAUCGUUGCCCUCUGCAGUACAUGAGCCUAAAUGUACGAUGUGUUUGGCCCAGCAGCUCUACGACUCAACAGUAGGGGACGCUCCGUUUAUUUACUCGUUUAGAAAAUUAGCACUUUUGGUUUUUUUGGGGCUUUUAAAAAAAAUCUAUAUUUUAAAAAACCUUUUUGAUGCCUUAAAUUCAAGGGUGAUACCCAGCCCUAAUGGAGAGGAUGGUAGUUUGUUACACUGCAUACGGGCGUUACCGUGGCAACGGGCGGUGCCGCCGCGAACGAUUCUGCGUCGCCACGGUAACUGGCUUUCCAGCAGGAGGGCUUUGAUUGUCGGUGAACAAUUAACGGUGCUAUGCUCCCAUUGCUGCGGCCCGCAGGCCCCUCUGUCGUAGGAGCCCCAUCGAGUUUUACAGAAAAUUACUUUGUUUGAUGUUCAACUAAAGUCUUCUGUAGUACUUGUACUUCAAAACCUCAGAGGUGUGAAGGAGUGAGUGUUUGAAGUGUAGCGCAGCCAGGUCAAAAAGAGAGGUUUCUCCACAGUUGGUGUGUGCGUGAGUGUGUGUGUGUGUGUGUGUGUGCGAGAGUGUGUGUGUGCGAGUUGUAUGGAAAGGUUCUUCUAGAUAUGAAACCGUUUCUUUUUUUUGGGACCAGGUGGACUUGUAGUUAUCAGCAACCGUAGGAAUCAGCUGUUUGCACACAGAGUUCUCGAGUACUUUCGCUGCUAGUUUGUGUAAUUUAUCAAGCAUUUUUGAGACAUAUUUAUUUUUAUAAGCCUAUUACAAAAGUUGAUAUUUUACAAAGUGACUUGACCAAAAGACAGUAAACAAAAACACUGGCACUUGAAUGUUGAAUGUCAUUGGUAUGAGUGAAAAUUUCUAUUUUUCUGGGGUAGUGUGAGCUUUUUAAUGUUAAAGAUGCAACGCGUAGGGAUUUCUCCUCAAAUAUGUCGCCGCGGCAACCUGCGGUCAAGUGCGACCGCAAGAAGGGUUCAAACGUCCAGAAGUCAGUCAGCGGCGCCACAACGGAGUCAAAUCAUGUCCGUCAAAAAGUCCCAGAACACCAGUCCUCUGUUUAAGGCCUGAACACACAGAAGUCCUCUUAUUCCUUCCUUGUCCUUAUCAAGAGAAUUAUCGUGUUUAAAAGUAGAUAAGCUAAGAGCCCGUUAGUCACACGAGGCCGCAGAGGGAAGCCCUGACCGUCUGUUACAGUCGUUCGACAUAUAAGGAGAAACGUCCUACACGGGUUACCUUUAAAGUCACAUUGGACUCAGUAUCAGAUCCAUAAACCUGUUUGUGCGACGGGUACCAUUGCCAAUCAUGAAAAUCUACCAUAAACAGCCAUUUUUAAUUGGCAGACAAAAUUUGAGACAAUACCACCAUAUAUGCCAAGGUUUGGAUUAAAAAUAUUUUAAAAAUUAACAAAACGUUAUGAUCAAAGACCAUUUUGUAUUAAAAAAAACGACAACAUGCAGUACAAAAAACAAGUGUCCAGAUUCUCUCCAAGUCAGAUGUUUUUUUGGGGGUUUUGUUUUUGUUUUGUUCAUUUGAGUCUUUACACUUUUCCUUCCCGUUAAUACCCUUGUUGUGAAUGUCUGGCAAGUGGUGAUCUUUAAAAAGUCUUCAUAACACAGAAUUUAACUGUGGUUCUAUUGCUAUGUUGUUGUGAUUUGCAUAUUUUCAGGCGUCAGUGUGUUACUGCUCAUGUGUCGGAGCUUCUGGCCAAUCAGAAAUGGGAAAAGAUGACCUGACGACGCCCCUCCAGGUGUCUUUUACAUGAGUUUUUAUUGCAACCAGUAGCUGAUCCAUAGAACACGAUAUUACAGGGACGAAUCCUUUGUCCAUUAACCGUAGCCUCAACGGACCAGAAUGCAAUGCGGCCCCAGCAAAGCCUCAUUCGAUGCCAUAGACGACAUGGUGCGGAGUUGAAUUAUCACACCUUUUUGUAUGCACGUCAAAACUGUCAUUCUGGGAAAACAGUGGGGACACCGAACCAAGGCAAUACUUUGCAGCUUUAUUUUUACUUUCAAUUCAACGAACUUUAGAGGGUUGUAGUUGUAUUUAGGAAUGAUUGCUGUUUAGUGACUGAAUUGAAAUGAGAUAAAGCCCAGUGUUGUUGCCGUUGCUGACUGGCCAGACCCCUCAAUGUGAACACACAGCACCUCCAGCCUGCUAGUUAGUAUUUGCUUUAUGUAUUAGUUUAGCAGAUGUGCACAAAGAGGAGCACUGCACGAAGAAAAGAGAAAAAAAACUGUGCAUCUAUUCUGAUUUUACCACAAAUAAAGGUUUGGAUUUGCAAAUGUAAA
Molecule: messenger RNA, 9849 nt
Organism: Pseudoliparis swirei
Lineage: Eukaryota; Metazoa; Chordata; Actinopteri; Perciformes; Liparidae
Gene: ddx3xb
Product: DEAD-box helicase 3 X-linked b
Exons: 19
Coding region: 532-2658 (708 amino acids)
Biological process (GO): gamete generation; cell differentiation
Cellular component (GO): nucleus; P granule
Molecular function (GO): RNA helicase activity; ATP binding; RNA binding
Source: RefSeq, a predicted model, not a curated record